UACAUUUGUAUCCCAUGCAUGCGAUUUUUCAUCAACGAGUGUUUAACGAUACUAAAUUUUUCUGAGUUACUUUGAACAAAGUUUUUUUUUUUUCGAUGUAGGAACGCAAAGCUAAAACUCAAUUUUCCAGUCGGACGUGUUUUUGCGUUGAACGGAAACUUCCGGCGGAACACUUGUCGGACAGAAAAGUGUCCUGUUCGUCCAGGCGUUGUUUUCGGUUGCUCCAGUCUGAAGGGGAACUCGUCGUGACGGCUGCAGGGAGAGGCCAGCCCGCUUUAGUUCGCUGUAGGUUCGACGAACGAACCCCGCGUCAGUACCCGGCAGUGACACCCACAGCCACAACUGUCGGACAGCUAGCCGGCUGCUAACGUUAGCAGCCCCGCAGGAGUCCCGGCCCAGAAGUCCCGACCCGCGAAACCAGAACCUGUCUGCGUGGAACCACGGGUGGCCGUCCAUGCGGUCGUUAAGGUAACGGACAACAGAUUAAUGGGAGGCAGCUUCCUCCACCGGAGGGGACUUUGGGGGCGUAAGCUGCGAAGACACGGGGGGUCCAGGCUGCCGGUCCGGCUUGGAUGGAGUCCCUGGCCGGCUAUGUCUACAAGGCAGCCAGUGAGGGUCGGGUCCUGACCCUGGCCGCGCUGCUGCUCAACCAUUCCGAGGCAGAGACCCGCUACCUGCUCAGCUACGUGACCCAGCUUUCCGGACAGAGGUCUACUCCUCUAAUCAUCGCGGCUCGGAACGGACACGACAAAGUGGUCCGACUUCUCCUGGAUCACUAUAAAGUGGACACUGAGCAGACCGGGACGGUCCGGUUUGACGGGUACGUCAUAGAUGGAGCCACGGCGCUGUGGUGUGCAGCUGGGGCGGGGCAUUUUGAGGUGGUGCGUCUGCUGGUUAGCCACCAUGCCAACGUGAACCAUCGGACCAUCACCAACUCCACGCCCCUGCGUGCCGCCUGCUUUGAUGGUCGUCUGGACAUCGUCCGCUACCUGGUGGACCACAAUGCGGACAUCAGCAUCACCAACAAGUUCAACAACACUUGCCUGAUGAUCGCGGCCUACAAGGGCCAUGUGGAUGUGGUGAAGUACCUGUUGGACCAGGGGGCGGACCCCAACGCCACGGCUCACUGUGGGGCCACAGCCCUGCACUUUGCAUCAGAGGCGGGUCACCUCGAGAUUGUGAAGGAGCUGAUGAGCUGCCAGGCUGCCAUGGUCGUGAACGGACACGGCAUGACGCCAUUGAAGGUGGCUGCAGAGAGCUGCAAAGCCGAGGUGGUGGAGCUGCUGCUGGUCCACGUGGACUGUGACCGCCGCAGCCGCCUCGAGGCCCUGGAGCUGCUGGGGGCAUCCUAUGCCAACGACAGGGAGAACUAUGACAUCCAAAAGACGUACCAGUACCUGCACAUGGCCAUGUCGGAGCGCCAUUCGGAUCCCAACAACAUCAUUGCCAAGGAGCUGCUGCCGCCUAACGAGGCCUACGGGUGGCGCACGGAAUGCCAAACGCUCCCGCAGCUUGAGGCUAUCCGAGUAGAUAGAGACGCUUUGCACAUGGAGGGGCUGAUGAUCCGGGAGCGCGUCCUGGGCUCGGACAACAUCGACGUGUCUCACCCCAUCAUCUAUCGCGGCGCUGUGUACGCCGACAACAUGGAGUUCGAGCAGUGCAUCAAGCUAUGGCUUCACGCACUCCGCCUCCGGCAGAAAGGGAACCGGAAUACCCACAAGGACCUGCUGCGCUUCGCUCAGGUCUUCUCCCAGAUGGUCCACCUGAAGGAGCACGUGUGGGCCUCCGCGGUGGAGCAGGUGCUGAGCUGCAGCGUCCUGGAGAUACAGCGCAGCAUGGCUCGAGUAGAUGCGGGGCCUGAAUCGGAGCUCCCACAGGCUAUGGACAACUACGAGUCCAACAUUUUUACUUUCCUCUACCUGGCCUGCAUCUCCACCAAGACCACCUGCAGCGACGAGGAACGUGCCAGAAUCAACAAGCACGUUUACAACCUGAUCCAGAUGGACCCGCGGGGGCGCGACGGCUCCUCGCUGCUCCACCUGGCCAUCAGCUCCACCACACCGGUUGACGACUUCCACACAAACGACGUGUGCAGCUUCCCCAACGCCCAGGUCACCAAGCUGCUGCUGGACUGUGGCGCGCAGGUCAACGCCGUCGAUAACGAGGGCAACACGCCACUGCACGUCAUUGUUCAGUACAACAGGCCCAUCAGUGACUUCCUCACGCUGCACGCCAUCAUCAUCAGCCUGGUGGAGGCAGGAGCGCACACAGACAUGACCAACAAGCAGAAGAAGACGCCGCUGGACAAGAGCACUACGGGCGUGUCGGAGAUCCUACUGAAGACGCAGAUGAAGAUGAGCCUUAAGUGUUUGGCAGCUCGCGCCGUCCGUCAGCACCAGAUCACGUACCGGAAUCAGAUCCCCAAGACUCUGGAGGAGUUUGUCGAGUUCCACUGAGACUUUUGCUCAGCGACCUGGACUGAGCAGAACCGGUGCUUUAGGCCUUUUAAGGAAUCUCUUUGAGUUUUCUAAUCAGUCCAAUUUUGGAGCAUUUUUAUACUGAUCUUUUUAAUUUUCUGUAUUUUAAAUUUUAUUUGCAAAGUAACCAGAGUCUGGAUGUGAAACAUCUCCGUGCCGCGUACGCCACCUACCUUUGAUUGUGCCGACUGUGAUGGUGGGACUGCCCCCUAACCCUCGUCACACAGUUCUACUCUUCACAGGUCGGAUUAUUCCUCUCAGAGAGAAGCAGAUUUUAGGGUUUUGAUGGAGUUCUUAAUUUGGACAGGUUAUAAUAUUUAAUUAUUAAAAUUAAUUUGGUUUCCGUGUGUUUGAAAAUUACACCAGAUGGGCCUAACUAUGCAGACACCACCUCCGUGUCCUCCCAUGUGUGUCCCAGGAUGCUCCUGAGUCACAAACCAGCUGAAGUAAAGAAACGUGUCUUUUAAA
Molecule: messenger RNA, 2945 nt
Organism: Oryzias melastigma (Indian medaka)
Lineage: Eukaryota; Metazoa; Chordata; Actinopteri; Beloniformes; Adrianichthyidae
Gene: fem1b
Product: fem-1 homolog b
Exons: 2
Coding region: 573-2456 (627 amino acids)
Molecular function (GO): protein binding
Source: RefSeq, a predicted model, not a curated record